AUGGUAACAGUAGCCACAUUAGUAGUUUGGUGGCAUGAGAAACAUAUAGUAAAGGAGCCUUACUUGGACUUUAAAGUAGCACGUGAAAUAUAUCUAAGGCGUCUUUACUAUGGAAACAAUAGAGUUUGUGUAGAGCAACUUAGACUCAAUAAACAUUGUUUUACUGUUUUAUGUACAAAUUUAAGAGAGCAUUGUGGGUUGAGGGAUACUAGAAAUAUUACUGUUGAAGAAGCAGUUGCAAUGUUUCUCUAUGUUCUUGCUCAUAACUUUAAGAAUCGCACUGUCAAUUUUAAUUUCAUAAGAUCAGGUGAGACAGUUAGUCGAUACUUUAAUAUAGUUCUAUGUGCUAUCAUAAAAUUGGGGAGACACUAUCUUAUCCAGCCUGAAACGGAAAUGGAAGGUUACGAGCAUGAAAAGUGGGAAUGGUUUCAGGAUUGUCUUGGAGCGUUAGACGGUACUUAUGUUAAAGUACAUGUUCUUCUUAGAGAUCAAGGAAGAUAUAGGAAUAGGAAGAAUGAGAUAGCAACAAAUGUUUUAGGUGUAUGCUCCCGUGACAUGAGAUUUACAUAUGUAUUGCCUGGAUGGGAAGGUUCUGCAGCAGAUAGUAGAGUUCUACGGGAUGCGUUAGUUAGAUCAGAUCCAUUAAUUGUUCCCAAAGGCAAGUACUUUCUUGUUGAUGCGGGUUAUGCAAAUAGCUCCGGUUUCUUAGCUCCAUAUAGGGGAGUUAGAUAUCAUCUUAGCGAGUGGUCUGCUAGUGGGAGGAAGCCUGAAAAUUUUAAAGAGUUAUUCAACCUUCGACAUUCAAUUGCUCGAAAUGUGAUUGAAAGGACAUUUGGUUUGUUCAAGAAGCGGUGGGCCAUUUUGAGAGAUGCAUCUUUUUUUGAUGUUAAGACUCAUGUCAUGAUAAUUAAUGCAUGUGCCAUCCUUCAUAAUCUUAUUCGAGUAGAACAACCAAAUGACCCUUACUUGGAUGAAGUUGAUGCUGAGAUGCGAAGAGUACAACAUGAGGUUGAUGAUGAAGAUGAAAUGGAAGAUGAAGAUGAGGAAAAUGGAAUGGAAGAUGAUGGUCCAAAUAAUGAUGGUGGUGUAAAUGCUGUUAACGAGAAUCGAAUUCGAACAGUACAACCAACUAGCGAGUGGACACAAUUUAGGAAUGCUUUAGCACGAGCAAUGUUUAUUGACUAUCAAAUUAGACAAGGCCAUCAUGGAAGUUGA
Coffea arabica (coffee) is the source of this 1215-nucleotide messenger RNA. RefSeq names its product protein ALP1-like. NCBI's taxonomy places the organism in Eukaryota, Viridiplantae, Streptophyta, Magnoliopsida, Gentianales, Rubiaceae. The record is from RefSeq and is a predicted model, not a curated record.